Messenger RNA from Phytophthora sojae, 5544 nucleotides. RefSeq lists its product as hypothetical. Gene Ontology annotation, molecular function: cysteine-type deubiquitinase activity; cysteine-type endopeptidase activity; zinc ion binding. The record is from RefSeq and is a predicted model, not a curated record. Gene Ontology annotation, cellular component: cytosol; nucleus. Lineage: Eukaryota; Oomycota; Peronosporomycetes; Peronosporales; Peronosporaceae. Gene Ontology annotation, biological process: protein deubiquitination. Bases 1 to 5544 code for a protein of 1847 amino acids. The transcript has 7 exons.
AUGGAGGCAACGCAGAGCGGCGACAGCUCCAGCAACAAGAAGGCCACUGCCGCGACGUCAGCCUCCGACUUGAAGACCGUCUGCAGAGUGACUGCUAUCCAGUCGGCAGGACCAAGCCAACCAGCGGACAACACCGUCGACACGGUCACGGGCAAGCACUGCGCCGACUUGGCUCAGCGGUCCAACCGCCUUGCCUUGCUCAAGAGGGCGAGUCUGUCCGAUAUCUGUCAAGCCGAUGCCUGGGCCAAGCCCGCGGUGGCGGGCGUGACGAGCGACUUGGUAGCAUUUGUUGCAAUUUGGGCGUUUGCAGCCCCCCUUCCAGAAGCCGCCGCAGCGGUGGAUCCGCCCAAGAAGAAGCGAGGCUGCAAGGUGAAGCCCAAGAACGCGCCCGAAUACAUGGUGCGAAAGCUGCAGCCACCGCCUGCGUUCAACAAAAGCGUGAGCUCCGUCGCGAAGCGCGUGUGCCAAGCGGGCGCCGGAAACACCUUCUGCAACAAGUGGCCGCAGACCCGGGCGCUCUCCGCCGUAAAGGCGCAGACACAUCAAGGAGGCCGAUACAUGUUGAACACAGUUCCAUCCCACCACGCAGGUCCUUACUCUGCGGGAAGAAGUCCGCGCGCCAUCAUCACCAACACUCGAAGCGCCCAAGGUUCCAGGGGCGGACUGAGCCGGAUGGCGGGCGACAAGAGCUGCCGCCACGUGGGGCAGGCCGUGCGCGCGCCCGAAUUCCGCCGCGAGCUCAAGAAGCGCGCGCAGCUGCUGUGCGAGGGCUGCGCGGCGCCGUCGCGCGCGUCUCUGGCCGCGUCCCGCCGCAGCAGCAGUCAGUCCCUGUCCUCCUCCACGUCCUCCGCCGCCUCCGCGGAGGACCCGCAGGCCGCCGCGCUGCGCAGCUGGGACGAGUACGCGGAGGCCACGGACCUGCUCGUGUGCGUGAGCUGCGGCUUCGUGGGCUGCUUCAGCGACGGCCACUUCAGCCUGCACCUGCAGUCGCACCCCAAGCACUUCGUGGGGCUGCAGCUGGCCGCGCGCACGUUCUGGUGCGAGCCGUGCAACCUGGAGAUCCCCGAGGACGCGCGCGCCAAGGUGGAGAGCGCGCGCCAGGAGUUCUGCGCCGCGCUGGACGAGAUCGCGGCCAAGAAGCGCCGCCAGCUGCGCAACCAGAUGCGCGCCGCCGUGUCGCCCAUCGCCACGCCCAACGGCUCGGCGCACAACCUGCUGGAGCUCGAGGCGCACGCGGACACGCCGCCGGUGCCGCGCGGCGCGCUGGCGCUCGAGACGAAGCCCCGGGAGGACGUAGAAGACCAGAGCAGCAGCAACGGCGCCGCGCUGCUCAACAUGCCGCUGCGCACCAAGGCCAGGGACGACAAGGCGCGCCGCAGGAUGCUCAAGACGGCCAUGCACAAGCGCGAGCCCGUGCAGACGAUCAGCAUUCCCCAGUCGAGUGGGGCGGAGGACGCAGCGGCGAAUGGGGAGCGCGAGCUGCCCAAUACGGUGUUGGGCUUCACGAACUUGGGCAACACGUGCUACUUCAACGCGUCCAUGCAGGCGCUGCUCACGGCGACGCACUACUUCCCAGAGCACACGCACAUUGAGGAGGUGCUCGAGAUGAACAACGCGCCUAUCACGACUACGUUCACGAUGCUGCACGAGACGGUGAAGAAGCGCGCGCGGAAGGCUCUGGCGGGCGAGUCUCCGUCGGACAAGCGCGGUAAAAGCUCCAGGAGCAGUCGCUCGCGGUCUAGCUCCUCGUCGGUACUAACCGUGGCGCCGCUGCUCAAGGAAAUGCGCUCCAAAUUCUCGCAGUUCCGUGGCAGCUACCAGCAGGACGCGCACGAACUGUUCACGAGCUUCCUUUGGGCUGUGGACGAGGAGAUGGACCCUCCACUGCCUCCUUCCGACGAGCCUGCUGAUGAAGGCACGAAGGAUAGCGUUACGAACAGCAGUGUUAGCACGGUGACGUCUUCGGAGCUACCAGACGACGACGGGGAUGACUCUUCUCGUCGGAAUGGAACGUGGCCCGAAGAGGACGUCACGGACAAUGAAAUGACAGAGGAGGGCGAGCAAGAAACAGAGGAGGAAGGCAGCGAAAGCGACGCCGACAACUCGGAGCAGGAGGAGACGAAGCAGAUCUUUGUCAAGACGGAGACAGGAGAGACGAUCUCCAUGCAGGUGCCCAAGAGCGCAACGGUUAAAGAGGUGCAGCACUUGCUGGCCAAGAGGCUAAACCUAAACGAGGAGGACAUGAUGCUGGACGCGUCGAAGGUCGAGACGACGCGCGCAACAUUGUCGUCGCGGCCGUCCGCUGUGCUCCACGCCCGAGCGGAGAAGCGAAAAAUGUAUUCGAGGCUCAAUUUUACGCGCAACUUGUUCGGAGGUGCACUGACGACUGCGGUGACGUGCAAAGCGUGCGGUAACCGGACGGAGAUUGUCGAGGACGCCUUCCACCUGAGCGUGUCCGUGCCCGAUGGACGCCACCACGAGCUGGCGACGACGGACUGCCUCGACAACUUUGUGACCGAGACUCAACUGCUCGUGGAGGCCAACAACGGCUACGACUGUGAGAAGUGCUCGCGACAGACCAAGGUGCGCAGCGCUGCCGGUCGGUUCAUCCGAAAGAAGCGGCUCGGGUCGAACGCUGAACCAGAGAUGGAAGUCGUCUUGCGAGACGCCUCUAUGCAGAUGUUCGUAUCGGCUUUGCCUCGAGUCCUCGUGGUGCACAUCAAGCGUCUGGCGCGCUCUCGGAAGAUCACGCAGCACAUUUCCUUCGACGAGAAGCUAGAUAUAACGCCGUACGUGAGCGACACGCUGCGUCAGGGAGGUGGCGACGCAAAGAAUCACUCGUUGUGCUACGAACUCAUUGCGGUUGUGGUGCACAUGGGCAACAAACGGUCGGGUCACUACGUGGCGUAUGUGAGUCGCUCGCGUCGGCGUGAAGCCCUGCUGCUUCGGUCACGCAGUCGCCUCACGUCAGAGGAUGGUGCAACUGCAGCGCCCGAGGUUCUGACGCCGAAAAAUAGCGAUGGAUCCACGCGAACAUGGUACUAUGUCUCGGACACCGUCGUCAAGCGCGUGCCGUUCGAGCAAGUGCUAAACACCGAGGCUCAAGAUGUUGGCGCUGAUGGCACUUCACUGAGCGAGGACAACGAAGAGGAAAACAAAUGGCGUCAGGAGCUGAACGACUUCCGUGCUGCGAUGGGGGAAGCCGAGGAGACCUGCGUGUUUCUGGUGGAGGACCUACUGGCCGCGAUUUUCCAGGAGAUGCAAGUGCGCUCGGAGAAUGCGUCCCUCUUCGCGACGUCAGCGCGGCGCAUGUGCGCACAAGCGUUCGAGAGCGUGGAUAUGAGCGCAUUCGAGCCGUCGGACUCGCUCGAUCGAAUACCUGGGCCCACGCAGCACGAACCAAGCGGGAGACAGCAGAUACUCAAGCCACACAGUAAAUGGGCGCCAAGUCCUCGGUCUCGAAGAAAUCUCAGCCCGGAAGCUUCAGCAUUGGAGUCAUCGCUGCCCGCACCUCCUCCGCCGCUGUUGUUCCUGCGACGCUUAUCCAACUUUCUCGAGAACCGUGCGGAUCGCGCUGGCCUGGAGCUGCAGCGCUUCAACUUGUCGGAGGCGAUCUUGUCGUUGACUGGCAAACGCAAACUUUUGGGCGUUGGGAAUGCUGACGGGGUGGAUUAUGGUGAAUGGUGCAUCUCCGUCGACCACGUCUCUGCGUUCCUGCAAAUACUACUGGCUAAAGGGCUCGUGAGCGCGGUGCCCAGUACAAUUCAAUUCGUGAUGGGCGCCAACCGAGAGGCUUUGGAGAAAAAGAUGCACUCUCAAACUCGCGUGGCACUGCCACAUAUCCAGCAAUUCGUGCAGAAGGCGUUGCUAACUGCAGAAGAAGAGGAGGAGAGCAGCCGUGAGCAGCGCAGUCAGCCUCCUCUGUUCCCCGCCAGUAAGCCGAAAGCCAAGGUCGAUAGUGAAUCUACGCCGCGAUCUCGUAUCUUCCAGACCGAAGUCCCUUUCAUCAAGGUUAACUUCUCCGCGUUGUUGAAGCGCACAAUGGCGAUACCUGAGCAACCUGAAGUGGGGCCUGAGCAGGAGUUAUUGAGUAGCUACAUGGAGGAAGUUGCGCCUCGGGCCAUUGAAAUGGACCGUCGUGCUCCUGGCCAAGUGGCCACGAAAGCAGCGCUGAGCGCUGCAAACCCGUCGCAGCGAGCCAUUUCGCGCAAAGUGCUGUUGAUGAUGGCGCCAUCUCCUCGACAGGGAAGUCGGUGGAAGACAGUGCGUCACAAACUCAUCGUCCCUCCUGCCGAUGAAGCUGGAGCCGAUGGAGUCAUGACCAUAACCGCUGAGGCUGACAUGGAGCUCCAUCUUGCGGGCGACAAACCCCCUGUGCCAGCACCGCCUACACAUGGCACCUCGGCUGAGAGAAAAGCCCCUGGACUAGCAGUGCAGACCACAGAGAGCGAGGAAAUGCCCGAUGCGGCAGCGCUUUCCAACAUUUUCUCGCUUGGAACACCCAGACAGCUUUCGGCUCUGGAAUUGGCCCGACGGAACGACUUGCUAGCCCAACUAGAACGGGAAGCAGCGCGCGCUCAGCGUCGAGCAUCGACAACUCUCAUCGCCUCGAUGAGUCUGGGUGGGCCCUCCGUCGGGCGUGACAGUGAUGAGGCCAUGCGUCCCUCGCAGGCGGAUCACCAGCACUUCCAAGCCUACGUAGCCGCCAACUCUGUAGUUACGAUGGGGGUCACAUCCGACGGACAUUCGGGCGCUCUGUCUCCCACACGACCACAGCAGAACGACCAAGCGGGUGCAGCACAACAUCGAGGACGGGCGAAUUUUGUACGCAGCAAGUUCGAGCUGGAGCGCGACACUCUGCCGUUUACAGUCUCUGACGGCAACGCUCACGCGCGGGAGGAGCAGGAGCGACUUUCAGCGGCGAUGUGCUCUCCCAUCAAGCGACCCAGAGCGUCUGUCGUAGUCCCAACACCCCCACCCGAGACGCCCGGACGCCCCAUCCAGACAGCCUCCACUCUUGCUCACUUACCUCAACUAGACUCGUCACGGCUGGCGGUGGGCGUGAGCGCCGUUGUGAGGGGCGUUGAAAAGCGUGGACCUCGAAGGAAUCCAAGCCGCAAGUCGCGCCUCCAGCUCCACAACUACAGCACAGCUUUCGAUGGUGUGGAUGACCAGGACGAGACUGAGGCAAGUCCUCACCGGAAACACGUCGCUUUCAAGUUCCAGAACAGCGCCGACAAUGAGAAGCGCGCCUCUGAAGCAACGCCACCCAAGGCCCAAGCGCAACGGAAGCGUUCGCCGCCGAAGACGAAGCAAGCAGUGUGGGAGGCCAAGACCCGGUCGCCACCCCGGUCCCGGAAUCCCUACUUCGCCUCAGGCCGCAACUUCCGCAAGAUUCAGCGGUGCGUGUACGAAGAAGACGAGGAGGAAACGUCCAGUGCCAGGCGUCUAAAGCAGGAAGAGCAAGCGGCCAACUUGUUUCGACAGCCGAUGGCAGCUCCUCGACGAAACGUGUUGCCCACGACGUCCGAGCUUGACGAGUGA